Eimeria tenella is the source of this 369-nucleotide messenger RNA. RefSeq lists its product as uncharacterized. NCBI's taxonomy places the organism in Eukaryota, Apicomplexa, Conoidasida, Eucoccidiorida, Eimeriidae. The record is from RefSeq and is a predicted model, not a curated record. The annotation marks the transcript as partial. The transcript is spliced from 2 exons.
CUUGCUGCUGCUGGUGGAGCCCCUCUCUGCUGAGGUGUCUCGACAGCUGACGGCGCAGCUGCUGCACUUGGGGGCCUCAGGAGUUUCUGCUGCUACUCUGCACAUCAGCUCUCCCGGCUACGGGACAGAUGCCCAGGGAGCGCAGCAGGGCGGGGACUUGGAGUGGCUGCCGGUGGCGGCGUUGCUGCUGCAGCACCGCGCAGCAGCAGCAGCAGCAGCAGCAGCAGGCAGCAGCAGCAGCAGGAGGCAGCAGCAGCAGCAGCAGCAGCUGACAGUCACCACAAUAGCCCUGGGGCAUGCAGGCGGCCCUGCUGCUCUUCUGCUUGCCUGCGGCGCAGCAGGAAGGCGCUUCGCAACGCGCAAUACAUG